Messenger RNA from Trypanosoma grayi, 864 nucleotides. Its product is annotated as putative NADH-cytochrome b5 reductase. The transcript has a single exon. The coding region runs from base 1 to 864 and encodes 287 amino acids. Gene Ontology annotation, molecular function: cytochrome-b5 reductase activity, acting on NAD(P)H. NCBI's taxonomy places the organism in Eukaryota, Euglenozoa, Kinetoplastea, Trypanosomatida, Trypanosomatidae. The record is from RefSeq and is a predicted model, not a curated record.
AUGAGGUCAUUUGCCGCCGGUACAGCUACUGCUUUGGCAGUCUCCAGCUGCUUUCGUUCUCAGUUCAUGGCUGAUACACAGAAAAGAAAAGUCUCCGCGUUUUCUCAGACUGAAUAUCGCCCGUAUAAGCUUCUAAACGUACAGACUGAGUCCCAUGAUACGAAAAUAUUUUCCUUUGGUUUACCAGAGAAGAGCAUGCCGGUUGGUCUUUUGCCUGAAUCGUGUAUCACGCUUCGCUACUUCGACAGCAAGGGUGAAGAGGUGAUGCGACCGUAUACACCGCUGAACUUGGCAACUGACAAAGGAUCCUUCGAUAUUGUGGUCAAGUGCUACCCUAACUCAAAAAUGGGCACCUACCUACACAAUAUGAAGAAGGGUACCAUGAUCGAAGCCCAAGGCCCUUGGUCGGUGAUGGAAGUUAAGCCCAGUCAGUACGCGCAUAUUGGCAUGCUCGUGGGUGGCACUGGCGUUGCUCCGGCUUAUCAAGUUUUUCGUAACAUAUUGGCUGAUCCAACUAACAAAACAAAGUUCACACUGUUUUACUGCAAUAAAGCAGAGAAGGACAUACUUCUGCGUGACCGCCUUGAAGCAAUUGCACGUGAAAAACCGGACCACUUUACUGUAUGCCACAUGCUGGCGGAGACACCCGCAGGCUGGACAGGCUACAAAGGACACAUUACAAAAGACAUCAUCAAGGAGAAGAUGCCGAGUCCUGAUCUAAAGGGCAAUGCAUUGGUAAUGGUGAGUGGGCCCCCAGGCUUCAUGAAGGUCGUUUGCGGAGAGAAGGAUGGUCGCGAACAAGGACCCCUUGGUGGCUUCUUAAAGGAGCUGGGCUACUCAUCAGAAAUGGUUCACAAAUUCUGA